GUUUACCUCAUCGAUAUCCGCUGAUCAUGCCUCGCGCUAUCAUCUCACCCUCCGUGCUCGCGUCCGAUUUUGGGCAGCUUACUGCAGAAUGUAAGCGGAUGAUGAAAGGCGGGGCGGAAUGGCUGCACAUGGACGUGAUGGACGGACACUUCGUGCCCAACAUCACUAUGGGUGAGCGUGUCCAAGUCGAGUGCAUCAAAUGGUUGUGUUCAAUGAAACGCGCAAAGGUGCACCGAUCCUUGCUUGCGUCUCCAAAGGCGUUCCCGGCAUAUUCAUGGACUGCCACAUGAUGGUCGCCGAACCCGAGAAGUGGGUGGAUGACAUCGCUGCCGCUGGAGGAGCCCUAUACUGCUUUCAUUAUGAGGCGACGAGCGACCCUCUGUCCCUUAUUAACGCGAUCCAUGCACGGAAGAUGAAGGCUGGCAUUGCCAUCUCGCCCGACACCCCAUCGAGUGCAAUCACGGAUGAGGUCGCCAACGCUGCGGACAUGCUUUUGGUGAUGACCGUUUACCCCGGUCGUGGCGGGCAGAAGUUCCUUGAACGUUGUGUUCCGAAGGUUGCCGAGCUCCGCGCCCGUUUCCCCGAGAAGGACAUCGAGGUGGACGGUGGUGUCGGUCCGAGCACUAUCGACGUUUGUGCUCACGCAGGGAGCAAUGUGAUCGUUGCAGGGACCGCCAUCUUCGGUGCUCAAGACCCAGAAGGCGUGAUAUCCGCUCUUAAGAUGGCGGUAAACACCGCGCAAGCCAAAUUCCAGUCAGCAGCAUAGAAACACAUGAUGGUAUUUUCCGCGAUGAGAUUAUUAUGAUGAUCUACUAUGUAUACUACACUUCCAGCUACCACUGGAUCCACUCUCCAUACAUCGAUG
Molecule: messenger RNA, 865 nt
Organism: Mycena citricolor
Lineage: Eukaryota; Fungi; Basidiomycota; Agaricomycetes; Agaricales; Mycenaceae
Source: the annotation of a GenBank genome assembly